Molecule: messenger RNA, 1609 nt
Organism: Pelobates fuscus (common spadefoot toad)
Lineage: Eukaryota; Metazoa; Chordata; Amphibia; Anura; Pelobatidae
Gene: MED8
Product: mediator complex subunit 8
Exons: 7
Coding region: 16-816 (266 amino acids)
Biological process (GO): regulation of transcription by RNA polymerase II
Cellular component (GO): core mediator complex; mediator complex
Molecular function (GO): transcription coregulator activity; RNA polymerase II cis-regulatory region sequence-specific DNA binding
Source: RefSeq, a predicted model, not a curated record
CUCACUGCCAGCAGCAUGCAGAGGGAAGAAAAGCAGCUGGAGGCCUGCCUAGACGCUCUUAUCGUGCAGAUGUCUAGUAUCAAGAACUCUUUGGUUAGUUUCAUCUACAAACUGGAAAAUGAGUACGAUCGGCUGACAUGGCCAUCAGUCUUAGACAACUUUGCUCUGCUCUCUGGGCAGCUGAACACAUUGAAUAAGGUAUUAAAAAAUGAGAAGACCCCCCUCCUAAAAAACCAAGUAAUCAUCCCACUUCUCCUGUCUCCUGACAGAGAUGAGGAAAUCAUGCGUUUAACAGAAGGCCGGGUACCAGUCUUCAGCCACGAAGUAGUCCCUGAUCACUUAAGGACCAAACCUGAUCCAGACGUGGAAGAAAUUGAGAAACAGCUUAGUGCCGAGGCAGCACGACUUACCCCAGAGGCAGCUCAGAAACAAGUCCAGUGUCUGAAUAAGAUGUGUUCCAACCUACUGGAGAAGAUUAUCAAGGAAGAGAGGGAAUCUGAAAUUGGAAAUUUACGUCAGAACAAGCAGACCUACAACCCCACAGACACAAAUGCUUUGGUGGCGGCAGUAGCAUUCGGAAAAGGGCUCUCAAAUCGCCGCCCUCCUGGGCAAGGUGGACCUAUGGCUUCAGGUCAGGCUGCAGGAGGAAUGCUCCAGGGAUCUGCAGGAAUGGCCCAGGGUCCCAUGACCAUGCAGUCUAACCAGCAGCAGCAUAUGGCAGGAGUGUCUAUGGCACAGGGUAGCCAGCCAGGUAAGAUGCCCAGCAACAUAAAAACCAACAUCAAAUCGGCAUCGAUGCACCCGUAUCAGCGAUGAGUUCCGAAACUGCUAAAAACGAAUCAUUUUCAGGACUCCCUGUGUCUAAAUGGAAGCUGUGCGGUGGAAACCAAAGGGGGACAUCCAACCCUCUGCAUGUGAUCAGAUUCCCAGGAACACCCAGUUUAUGUGAACAUGUAAAAUGUUAAUGUAACAACGGUGGAUCGUAAUGAGUUUGAUUCUUCUUUCUGAGAUUAACCCAGUAAGAUUUUCUUUUGUAUUUUGAACUCUAUACUGUGAGAAUAAUAUGAACCUCCAAGAACAUUCUCUGCAUUUUUUUUGUUUUUUUUUGUUAAGAAUAAUGUACAAACAACAUGUUACGAAUCACAAAAAAACACCAGAAGGUAUGAUGCUGUUAGCAAAGUCAAACAAUGCUCAGUGAAUAAAUAAAUUAUUAUACACUUCAGUAUGAUUUCCUGGGCUGAGUGAAAAUAAAUACUCAUCUGGUCAAAGGUUCCGGUUCUGUAAAUAUCAAGGUACAGUAUAUUUAUUAUGUGUAUUGCAUAACCCCCUUACUCCUGCUGUAUGGCCAUCCACUAUAAGGGUUAUUCACAAAAUGCAGAAUUUCAGCAAAUUAAAUAGAAAUGGCAAAAUUCAGACUAAAAUCGCCCAGCUGUGGCUUUAAGGGUUUUGGAGAAUGUUUCCAAAUCCGCUGUAUUAGCCAGUUUUGCCAUUCAUAUUUAGUUUGAUAUACUUUGGAGUUUAGUAAAUAACUCCGUCAGGUAUUACUUCUCCAGGGUUCAAAGUGAAUUUUAGGAAGGGGGGGCGGGGCCUAACCAUCAAGCCGAGCAGA